CUUCUUGGCCUGUCUGUCGUGGCCAACGCCCUGGUCCCAGCUACCAGCUUGACUGCAGCCGUUCAGACUGGGGCCCCUGAGCCACCUUCCACUGCUGAGAUUUAUGCUAACCUUGGCAGCACUUACGACAAGACCGAACGGCCCUUCAUUCAUGGGAAUUUGCCAUUCGUGGAGGUGUCUCCUUCCAACAGCGGGUCGGCCUUGGCCGAGCGAUCGGAGCUCGAUAAUCCUGACCCCGAGACAUCUUCCGGCAAAAAGACCUAUGAUCUGGGGCAUGAGCUGUGCCGCUUCCGAGUUGACGACGCCGAAGACGCUCGACGCGUGUGGAGCGAGACUGGCGCAGGGACUAUUCUUGACAAAUGGGUUAAUGAAAUGGAUGCCAACAACGAGACUCAGUGGUUGAGGCAGUUUCAAGAGGUCUACCUUGGUGAUCCCGACUACUUGCGCUGCGAUAACCUGGGUGGAUACACCUGCAAGAUUGAUCAUCAGAUGUGCAAUAAGAUGGCCAAGGAUGGCCUGGCCGGCCACUACUGGAUCUUGAGGGCUGUCACCUCCAUGAACUCUCUUCUGUCUCACUUGAAGGAUUCCAUCGAGAUCAACAAGGAAUACUUCGAUAUGCCCAAGCUGGUGGAGUCCUUCAAGCCUGGCGACAACAAAUAUUCAGUCAGAAGAGCUCUGGAGAGCAUCGCCCUGGCGUUCCGCAUUUCCAACUCGGCAAAGGCCCCGAUUGAGACCUUCUCACAAGCGGCCCAAGAUGCCAUCGGCGUUGUCGAGUCACUCAACCCCGUUAACAAGCUCGAUUUGGCCACAGAGGUUCUUGCCGGGGUGACCACCUCCCAAUCGUUCGUUUCCGAGAUCGAAAACCGAGGCGAGAGCCGUAAGCUCGAUGAACUUCUCAAGGACUUGGGCCAGCGUUACUCGGGGACCAUGGAAAGGCACUUGCAGAGACUGAUGUGGACUGCCCUCGGCAAUCAAGACCGGGCCAAUCUGCCACAGAACUUGCUGACGGGAGAUGGUGGCUACAAGACUGACAUUGGCAAGUUGUUCGGCGAUGGAAAGUGGCUCCUCGAGGAUGCUUCGUUCAGCCUGCAGCCCUUCAUGGACCAGACUAUGCUCCUUGCGACACAGAAGUUCUUGAUCGACGUACUUCGCUCCAGUGAGGCCACGAUGUUUGUCGAUACCCAAAACCGAAGGGACUGGUGCGAAGGUGAAAUCGCAGAGGAUGGGUACAUCACCCAUCAGAUUAUGGACAUGGGGCUCGGGAAGGAUGCGUGUGUUGGUCUCCAGAAAAAGAAGUGGUCGUUCAUCAGUGUGGAUCAGGAGAAACUCCUCGCCGACCGCUUCCACAUGAACACGAACGCCGUGUUCCGACAUCUGUGGGACUGCGCCAAAGACUCGCGCUACACAGUCCCGGAUGUCAUGGAAGCUAUACCGGUCGGGGAGAUGAAGAGCGAUGGGACGUUGCCUCAUUGCUACUUUGCCAUGCAGGUCUUCAUGGGCAACCGGUACGACUGGGUCGCGAACAGGAAGGACGUCCAUCAAUACCUGGUGAAUAAUUGGACAUCCAAUGCCCUCAUCACGAGAGAGCAAAUGUUCAGUAACAACACGUGGAAUCCGUGGUCUGUCUUUGGCCUGGGGGUCGACCUUCCAGCCUGGAUUCAUGGGAGAGGC
Messenger RNA from Clonostachys solani, 1671 nucleotides. Lineage: Eukaryota; Fungi; Ascomycota; Sordariomycetes; Hypocreales; Bionectriaceae. The record is from the annotation of a GenBank genome assembly.